UGAGGAGCUUUUGUAGACUUGUAGAUAGAGAAUCAUCACAAAUGCUUUGAAUUGGUCUUUGUGUCAACCAAUAGUAUAGAAUCUUAUCUUAAUGGGCUCUCAGAUUCUCAAAAUCUCACCUUUUGCUUCUUCUUCAAUUUUCAACGCCACUCCACUCUUGAGAUUCCAAGCCAAAACGGUAUUCACCAUUUCUAAGACCCAAUUCAGAAUCAGGUCAAAUCCCCUCAUUUCCUCAUCUGGGUUUGUUCCUUCAAUUAAUAAUAAGAGAGGUUUGAGAGGUGGGAUUGUUGCUAUGGCUGCUGCAACAGGAGGGUCCGUUCAGAAAUCAGAGGAGGAGUGGCGUGCUAUUCUCUCCCCUGAGCAGUUCCGUAUUCUCAGACAGAAAGGCACUGAGUAUCCUGGUACUGGGGAGUAUGACAAGUUUUAUGGUGAAGGAAUCUACCAAUGUGCAGGAUGCAGUACUCCCCUCUACAAGUCCACAACAAAAUUCAACUCAGGUUGUGGUUGGCCAGCUUUCUUUGAGGGUCUUCCUGGAGCUAUUAAUCGCACU
This is a messenger RNA of Nicotiana tabacum (common tobacco), 550 nucleotides long. The record is from RefSeq and is a predicted model, not a curated record. NCBI's taxonomy places the organism in Eukaryota, Viridiplantae, Streptophyta, Magnoliopsida, Solanales, Solanaceae.